Molecule: messenger RNA, 801 nt
Organism: Marasmius oreades (fairy-ring Marasmius)
Lineage: Eukaryota; Fungi; Basidiomycota; Agaricomycetes; Agaricales; Marasmiaceae
Exons: 6
Coding region: 1-801 (266 amino acids)
Biological process (GO): protein monoubiquitination; DNA damage tolerance
Cellular component (GO): nucleus; Rad6-Rad18 complex
Molecular function (GO): single-stranded DNA binding; ubiquitin protein ligase activity
Source: RefSeq, a predicted model, not a curated record
AUGGAGGAAGCAGUAUCUGCUUGGAAACUCUCAAGGCCAUUCGUUCUCGAUCUUAUAGCGAAAAAUGAAGCUGCGGCUGCCGAACCCCCGAACAAGAAGAGAAAGCUUUCUCCAAACGAUUCAGAGUCUGAACCGUCGGCUUCGUGUUCUCGUGUUCAUCAAGAUGAUACACCACUCGACGAGUCCGUCUCGUGCCCGUCGUGCGGAAAGAAGGUGAAACUUGAGGAAAUCAAUGCGCACCUAGAUCGGUCCUGUAGAGAUCCACUGGUGUCACCGUCGCCAAGGAAGACCAGGGCACAAUGGCAGAAUAUCCUAGGGCCGAAGAGUCAAGGCAACAAAGGGAAGACGAAGGGAAAAGAGCGGUCGAGCCACGACACAGAAGACGACGAUCCGUUGCCAAAGAAGUCGUAUGGCGUCCUGAAGGAUAAAGCUAUUCGGGAGCUGCUGCAGGAAUAUGAUCUACCCGCCUAUGGAGACCGAAAUACCCUCAUAGCGCGUCAUCAGCAAUGGGUUAUCCUAUACAACGCGAACUUGGAUAAAUCAGAGACACUCCGUAAACACGUUGACGCUUUGAGACGGGAUCUUCAACAGUGGGAGGCACAGCAAAAGGGCAAGUCGAAGCGUGAUAUUGGAGAUCCUGCAACGUACGAGCGGCAGAACCGGUCUGAGUUUGCAAAGCUCGUUGCUGCGGCUAGGCCCAAAAAGCCUGAAUCCUCUAUAUCCAGCAAUGGCGGAGUCGUAGAAAAAGACGACCCAUCUGUGGCUACUCAUCAUGAUAUCAUUGUUGUUGAUGGCGAUUGA